Messenger RNA from Erinaceus europaeus (western European hedgehog), 939 nucleotides. RefSeq names its product olfactory receptor 11G2-like. Lineage: Eukaryota; Metazoa; Chordata; Mammalia; Eulipotyphla; Erinaceidae. The coding region runs from base 16 to 939 and encodes 307 amino acids. The record is from RefSeq and is a predicted model, not a curated record. Gene Ontology annotation, cellular component: membrane. The transcript has a single exon. Gene Ontology annotation, biological process: G protein-coupled receptor signaling pathway. Gene Ontology annotation, molecular function: G protein-coupled receptor activity; olfactory receptor activity.
ACAGCUCAUAAACACAUGAAAACCUCCAACUUUAGCAGCAUCACAGGAUUCAUCCUCCUGGGCUUCCCUUGCCCCAAGGAAGGACAGUCUCUCCUCUUCCUGCUGUUUGCUUUUGUCUACCUCCUGACCCUCAUGGGCAAUGGUUCUAUCAUCUGUGCUGUGUAUUGGGAUCAGAGACUCCACACACCCAUGUACAUCCUGCUCGCCAAUUUCUCCUUCCUGGAGAUCUGGUAUGUCACUUCGACUGUCCCCAAUAUGCUGGCCAACUUCCUCUCUGACACCAAGGUCAUCUCCUUCUCUGGAUGCUUUCUUCAGUUUUACUUUUUCUUCUCCCUGGGUUCUACAGAGUGCUUUUUCUUGGCUAUCAUGGCGUUUGAUAGAUACCUGGCCAUCUGCAGGCCGCUGCACUACCCAACCAUUAUGACAAGGCAUCUCUGUAAGAAUCUGGUACUCAGCUGCUGGGUGCUUGGUUUCCUAUGGUUCUUGGUUCCUAUCAUCCUCAUUUCCCAAAUGUCCUUCUGUGGAUCCAGGGUUAUCGACCACUUCUUAUGUGAUCCAGGUCCCCUUCUAGCCCUUACUUGCAAAAAAGCUCCUGUGAUAGAACUUGUCUUCUCCACUUUGAGUCCUCUACCCCUUGUCAUUCCCUUUGUCUUCAUCAUGGGGUCCUAUACCCUGGUUCUAAGAGCUGUAUUCAAGGUGCCUUCAGCAUCUGGGAGAAAAAAGGCUUUCUCCACCUGUGGAUCUCAUCUGGCUGUGGUUUCUCUUUUCUAUGGCUCAGUACUGAUCAUGUAUGGAAGCCCAACAUCUGAGCACGAAGCUGGGAUGCAGAAGAUUGUAACACUGUCUUAUUCUGUUGUGACUCCACUCCUUAACCCAGUGAUAUACAGUCUUAGGAACAAAGACAUGAAAAAGGCCUUGAAGAAAUGUUUGGGAAUAUAA